This is a messenger RNA of Oncorhynchus mykiss (rainbow trout), 2384 nucleotides long. RefSeq names its product SRY-box transcription factor 18 (gene sox18). NCBI's taxonomy places the organism in Eukaryota, Metazoa, Chordata, Actinopteri, Salmoniformes, Salmonidae. Gene Ontology annotation, molecular function: DNA-binding transcription activator activity, RNA polymerase II-specific; RNA polymerase II cis-regulatory region sequence-specific DNA binding. Gene Ontology annotation, biological process: vasculogenesis; lymphangiogenesis; positive regulation of transcription by RNA polymerase II. The record is from RefSeq and is a predicted model, not a curated record. Gene Ontology annotation, cellular component: nucleus.
AGAGAAAGAGAGAGAGAGAGAGAGACAGAGAGAGAGAGCGAGAGCGAGAGCGAGAGUGAGAGACAGAGACAGAGAGAGAGACAGAGAGAGUCAUGGGACCUUUGAGAUUAUAAACUCCUUGUUUUUGCUGCUGUUUAAAAGGUUACCGAACAACAACAUCAAUUGGACUACUAAACUACUAACUAGGAUUUUGUCUAGCUGGUAUGGAUAUAUCUGAGUCUAGUUUCUGUUGUGAGGCCAGUUCUUUGCCAGGCCAGGAUGGAACCGGUCAGCGUCCAUGGGUGUCUUCCCCCAGCCCGGGUCCUGAUCGUGGGCUAAGACCCUUCGACAAGACCCCCCUCUCUGAAGGAUCUGGAGACUGUGGCCCCGCUGGGUCCCGUAAAGAGGCCGGUACAGGAGCCCCAGGGAGUGGACCAUGGACAGGGGCAGGUAGUCCUGACUCGACCCACCCAGGAGCACCUUCCUUGGGUAGCGGAGAAGGGAAGCCAGGGGGUGAGUCGAGGAUCCGUCGGCCCAUGAACGCCUUCAUGGUGUGGGCUAAAGACGAGAGGAAACGACUGGCUGUUCAGAACCCAGACCUCCACAAUGCUGUCCUCAGCAAGAUGCUGGGUCAGUCGUGGAAGGCCCUGACUACUCUGGACAAGCGUCCCUUCGUUGAGGAGGCCGAGAGACUCCGCCUCCAGCACCUGACGGACCACCCCAACUACAAGUACCGCCCCCGUCGCAAGAAACAGGCCAAAAAGCUCAAACGGGUGGAACCGGGGCUACUGCUCCACAGCCUAGCCCAGGGAGAGACAGGGGAGGUCUAUGGACACCCACAGGAUAGUUAUGUACAUCCAGGCCACCAUCACCCCCAUCACCACCUCUUGCCUCCUCUCGUCCACUUUAGGGACCUUCACUCAGGGGACCUGGAGAGCUACGGCCUGCCCACACCGGAGAUGUCCCCCCUGGAUGUGAUGGAGGAGACAGGAGGGGAUGGAGGGGUGUUCUUUCCCCCUCACAUGCAGGAGGACACGGGCCCGCAUGGCGCUUGGAGUAACUACCAUCAUUAUAACAAACACCAUCACCACAACCCUCACAACCCUCACAGUAAUCACCCCCGUUCUUUUAGUCAGAGUCAGGGUCAUAGUCAGGGGCAUAGUGGUCAUGAUCAUCAUCUUAGCCAGAGGGGCUCCUUGCUCUGUCGUCGUCCCCAGGAGAAGUACCUCAGCCUGCCUCCAGAGCCUACGAACUCUCCCAGUCUGUACUCUAACCCCCAGGGCUCCUCUAUAAGCCUGUCUGAGCAAGUCAAACCUCAUCGUUCUAUCAGUAGUUCCUCUGUUUCCUCUGGUUACUAUAGUUACCUGUAUAGUAGCUCUGGAUCAGACACCAACCAGUCAUCCCACUUCACCUCUCACCUGGGGCAGCUCUCUCCCCCACCUGAGUCCUUAUCCCUGGCCCCUACAUCCAACCCCUUAGCCCCCCAGUCCCUGGACUCUAUACGGGACCAGCCAGGCCAUGGUUCCUUAGGUCCGACGUCAACAGAGUUCUGGACAGAAGUGGAUCGACAUGAGUUUGACCAGUACCUCAGUGCCAGCCGGACUCGAACGGAGGAGCAUGGGGGUACUCUCGUCCCUGUUUCUAAUUCUUUGGAACGGUACGGGGGUGGAGCUAUAGCCUUGAGGAGGAGCCCUGUCGCCUGUGAGGAGAGCCAGAACAGUCCUCUAAUUUCACUUCUGUCUGAUGCUAGUAGUGUCGUCUACUACAGUACCUCUAUCACUGGCUAGACUCCUGGUCUUAGACUGACGUAGUGUUCAGAUGUUCGCUGUAGUCUGGAACAGUCCAGUACAGCCUACCAGACCUGUGGCUCAAUGGUAUGUCAAAAAAACAUACUUUUAAUUCUUGAGUGACCCUUGAUGUAGUUUGCACUACGAAAUAGUAACAGACGUGCAAAACACUAAACUUAAGCACCUCAACAUCAAACAAACAAAAAACGUUCAAGUAUUUGAAAGAAUUGGACUUUAAAGUAUUUCACACAGGUUGAGGACUUGAUGACUUUCAGCGUAAGAUUGUUUUAUAGUCUGCAACAGACUACUGCAGACCACUAAAGAAUACUGAGCUCUCUUACUUACUGCCCAGACAGGCAGAACAUUUAUAAUGACAAAACUGCUCAUUUUUAUUAUAGACAUUUUUAUACGCUUCCUGUUUCCUGUUGUUUGUUUUAUUUGUGUUGAAUUAUUUGCACUGGGUCAAAAACGUGUGCAUAGGAAGACCACUAUGGUAUAACACUUUGGGUAACACAUUAUCUUGACAAUACUAUCUUGAGAUGCUCUACAGACCAUUUACAAGCUAUCAGAAACAUUUUAACUAACUGUCUACUAACCCUAACCCUAACCCUUAUCCUA